Frankliniella occidentalis (western flower thrips) is the source of this 1741-nucleotide messenger RNA. RefSeq lists its product as uncharacterized. The coding region runs from base 248 to 1621 and encodes 457 amino acids. Lineage: Eukaryota; Metazoa; Arthropoda; Insecta; Thysanoptera; Thripidae. The record is from RefSeq and is a predicted model, not a curated record. Gene Ontology annotation, molecular function: protein binding. The transcript has 2 exons.
CUCACCACUCCACACCACACACACACCACCAAGCGACGCGCCCUGCACGCUGCACGCGCAUGCGACCGACAGUCGAAGGGUACUCGUCGAGCGGAAAGGUUGUCGCAGCCGGCCAAAGCAAGCGAGCGUGCCGGUGACCUCCCAUCAGUCGCGACCGUGACCCAUCCCCAGGAGCAGGUCGGCCCACAGCGCCGCGCAUCUCAAGGUCGCCGACUCCACGGCCGUGCUCAGCGCCACGUCAGAGGUCAUGGAGCAGCUGCCGGACGACGUGCUGGUGAUGGCGAUGCAGUUCCUGGACGUGCCGGACCUCCUGGCCUGCCGCCUCGUGUGCAAGCGGCUCGGCGUCCUGGCCCUGCACCGGGACGCGUGGCGGCACCGACGCCUCGGGGACGCGCGCCGCGAGUGCGUGUGCCCGGUGCUGCGCCUGGCGCCGUGCCUCGCCGUGCUGCGCGUCUCCCUGCCGCCCGCCCGCUGCCCCGCCGAGGCCUUCCCGGCCUCCAAGUGCGCCGUGACCGAGCUCAAGAUAUCUGCCCAGUACGACAGCGGCGUCUACCAGGCCGAGGCGCUGAUCCGCCGACAGGAGCAGCUCGGCCGCCUGCAGCGCCUCGAUCUCUCCGAGAUGUUCGCCGACAGCGAGACGGUGUUCGUGCUGCUCGAGAACCUGGCGGCGAUGCGCGGCCUGGAGAGCCUAGCGCUCAGCAUCCUCACCAAGCCGCCGGGCAUCGUGAGCUACAGCGUGCCGGCGCCGUCGCUCCGGGAGUUCCGCUGCAACCUCAGGGCGGAUCUGGCGACCUUCGUGGACUCGAUCCUGGCGGGGCACGCCGCCACCCUCCGCGCCGUGCACCUGCUCCCGCGGGUGGGCAGGCCGAUCCCCAACCCCAGGCCGCUCGAGUCGCGCACGGCGGCGCGGCUGGCGGCCCUGCCGAACCUCUGCGAGCUGUCGUGCGACAGCCUGCCGGGGAUCGAGGCCGUGGCCGCGUGCGAGUCGCUGAGGGAGCUCGCGAUCGUCGUCCGGACCCACGAGCAGCAGACGGCCGCCGCCGAGGGCGCCGCGGAGCUCUUCCGCCGCUCCGGCCACCUCCGCAGGGUCGAGCUGGUGUACGUCGACCUGGACGACGCGGGCGCCGACGUGGUCCUGGCGCCGGCGCUGGCCGCGUGCGGGAGGUCGGGCGUGGAGACGCUCGUCAUCAAGCCGUGGGCGCGGCCCUUCCCGCUGCGCCCGCUCGUCAGCGCCCUGCCGCGUCUCCGCGCGCUCCGCCACCUGCAGCUGGACGUGCAGCCCGCCGCGCUCCUGCACGCCAUCCGCCCCGCCACGGCGCCCGCCCUGCGCACCGUCGACCUGGGCGCGCUGCGCAGCGUGUGCGCGCACGCCUGGAUCCACGGCAAGGCGGUCCGGGCCGUGAUGGCGGCCAACCCCGCGCUCCACAUCCGGUUCGCGCCCGUCAAGGCGUACUGCGCGCGCAACUCCUGCGCGUCGGCCUGCGUCCUGCGCUGCCACGGCCAGGAGCUGCGGGACCUCGCGACCCCCGGCGCGCAGGUGGGCCUUUACUCCCACGACCCUGACGACCGAUGCUCCAGGACCCACGCCACCGACUGCCUAUGGAUCCGCGUGCCCUUGUGAGAGCUUCAAAUUCGAUGUAAACGUAAACAAAGUGGUUUCCUGGCGACCUUUUUCUUUGUGCAAGUGUUCUCUGUAUGCCAUGUGUUUCAAUGAGGUGAAUUAUAAAGGUGUUUUUUUGUA